Messenger RNA from Cottoperca gobio, 930 nucleotides. RefSeq names its product C3a anaphylatoxin chemotactic receptor-like. The transcript has a single exon. The record is from RefSeq and is a predicted model, not a curated record. Gene Ontology annotation, biological process: immune response; cell chemotaxis; positive regulation of cytosolic calcium ion concentration. Bases 25 to 930 code for a protein of 301 amino acids. Gene Ontology annotation, molecular function: C-C chemokine receptor activity; C-C chemokine binding. Lineage: Eukaryota; Metazoa; Chordata; Actinopteri; Perciformes; Bovichtidae. Gene Ontology annotation, cellular component: external side of plasma membrane; membrane.
CUUAACUGCCAGCAGGUUUGCAACAUGGAACAACUCAACUCCUCCAUGGUCACCUUUAACGUCUCCUCUCCUGGACAUCCAUCUAAUGCCUCCUGGCUCUCCAUCCAUGUGGUCCCUAUGCUGGUGCUGUCUAUCUGCUUCCUGAUAGGAGUUCCUGGAAACAUCAGUGUGAUCAUCCUCAAACCAAAUUGGCAGCACCUAUCCAGUGUGAGCCAGAGUCUGAUGCUGAAUUUGGCCAUAUCAGACCUGAUCUGUCUGCUCCCCGUGCCCCUGUUGAUUUACGCUCUUCUGUAUACGUGGAAUCUCGGUCUGGUGGCCUGUAAGCUCAUAGCGUAUGUCUUGUACUGCUCCGUGAAUUGUAGCUUGCUGAUUGUGACCGCACUGAGUGUCCAGCGCUACCUACAGGUGGUGCACCUGCAGAGAUGCUUCGAUCGGGUAGGAAAGAGGAAGAUGCUGGUUCUGGUCUGGCUGCUUGCGAUGCUCCUGUGCAUCCCUACUUUACUGUUGCAACAGGUGACCGCAGACCAGAAUGGGAUGAUCUGCGCUCGUACCCAAUCUUCCCCAGCCCAGCUGAUGGCCGUGCAACUGGUAGAGUCCCUGAAAGGAUUUGUUUAUAUGUCUGUCGUGGCAUUCACAUACAUCGCCCUUCACCGAAGAGUGAACCAGGCAGCUUUCUUCAACAACCCACAGACGACCCGGCUGAUUACAACUAUCAUUGUGACUUUUUUUGUCCUAUGGAUGCCAUAUCAUAUCACAAAUGUGCUUGGUGUUGCAGCUCAUUUGCUCAAAAACAAAGGUCUGAGUAAGUUUUGCAUAGAGAGCCAGAACAUUGUUUCCUCACUGGUAAUUGUGAAUAGCUGCCUCAAUCCACUCCUUUAUGCGUUUACUUCCAGAAUCAUGUGCACUGUGUGCCAAGAAAGGGAACAUUAA